AUGGAAAAUCAAAAAAAGCAAGUCAAAAUAUUAGUUUGCUGCGGUAUCAAAGGACAUAUAACGUCAUUUAUUGACCAUAUAGAAGCAUUGUUUGCUAAAAAAGGCGCGUUUGACUAUGUGUUUUGCAUAGGCGAUUUUUUUGGAGACGAUGAAUCCUGUGAAAAAGAAUGGGAAGAGUUUAAAAAGUCUGGCAAAUCUAUUUCAGUUCCUAUUUAUACAUUGGGACCAAAUAAGAUACAGCAUGAAAAAUAUUUCAAGAAUUUAAAACAUCAACAGUUAGCACCGAAUAUUUAUUAUCUUGGUAAAGAUGGAAUAUUUACAACUUCUGAUGGCCUUAAAAUAGGAUAUAUCAGUGGAAUACAAAACAAUAGUAGUAAAGAAAAUGAAAUCCAUACAUUCAAUUACGAUUCUCUCUCUCAGUUCAGAGAUUCUUGUAUUCGAGCUGGAAGUACGUCAUUGGAUGUACUAUUAACUUCACCAUGGCCGUUAGACAUUCGUAACAAAGAGCGAAUUCUUGAAAACAUUAAUGUUAAGGAACCAACAGAAAAAGAAAGUGAAUCUCAACUUUUAUCUUGGGCAGCUAUUAAUUUAACUCCACGUUAUCACUUUGCUGGAUUGCAAGGAGUGUUCUAUCAGCGUAGUCCCUACAAAAAUACCAAUAGUAAAACAGUAACUCGGUUUAUUGGUUUGGGUGAUUAUCAUGACAAUAAAAUAAAAAAACAAAAAUGGCUCUAUGGCUUUGUUUUAUCACUAGCAGAAUUUACUGCACCAAAUUCAAUGAACUAUACCGUCACCGAAUCGCCAUUUGCUGAUAAUAUAUCUCAAUAUACUGCUAAUAUGUUGCCAGUUUCAAAUCAGUAUUUUUAUAAUACAAGCACUAACAGCAAUUAUACAAAAAAUGAUCAAACUAAAAAAAGAAAAUUUGAUGGACAACCAAUCAGACAAUCUAUUGAUAUAAGCUCAGAUUCUUGCUGGUUUUGUUUGUCGAGUAAAAAUAUUACUAAGCAUUUGAUUGUAUCUAUUGGGAAUCAGGUAUACCUAUCAGGCAUUAAGGGUCCAUUGGUCAAAGAACAUAUACUAGUGGCUCCAAUUGAACAUUACAAAUCACUUGCUGAAGUACCACCAGAAACAGAAAAUGAAAUAAAUCUGAUUAAAAGUUCUUUAAAUCAGUAUUUUGAAAGCACAGGCCGGGUAGCAGUUUAUUUUGAACGUAAUAUUUUAUCUGCUCAUUUUCAAUUACAAGUGGUUCCAAUUCCUAUCAGAAUGGCAGAUCAUCUUGAGAAUAUGUUUAAAGCUAAAUUUAAAGAAUAUGAUCUCAAUUUGGUAGACAUUCCACCAGCCGCAUCGUUACGUCAAAUAGCUGGGAACAGUGAAGGCCAUUACUUUUGUACAGAGUUGCCUAACGGAAAACGUUUGUUUCAUAGUGCUGCCAAAAAAAGUGGUCAUCGGCCAAAAUUUCCAAUUCAUAUUGCAAGGGAAGUGUUGGCGUCUCCAAAAUUAUUGAAUGUUGAAAAUCGUAUUGACUGGAGAAAAUGUGAGCAAUCCGUUGAUGAAGAAGAGAAUGAUGUCAAAAUGUUUCGUGAUGCUUUUGAAGCUUUUAAUCCAAUAAAAGAUUAA
Molecule: messenger RNA, 1617 nt
Organism: Macrosiphum euphorbiae (potato aphid)
Lineage: Eukaryota; Metazoa; Arthropoda; Insecta; Hemiptera; Aphididae
Source: the annotation of a GenBank genome assembly